UCCCGGGCCCGCAUGGCGGCCGGCACGCGCCCGGCGACCGGACCUCGGUCUCGCGCGGCCAUGGCCCAGUGGAGGAAGAAGAAGGGGCUCCGGAAGCGUCGGGGCGCGGCCGCCCAGGCGCGCAGCAGCGACUCCGAAGACGGCGAGUUUGAGAUCCAGGCGGAAGACGACGUCCGGGCCCAGAAGCCGGGUCCUGGCAGACCCCUGCCCGCCUUCCCCGCCUCAGAGUGCAUGUCGGACGUAGAGCCGGACACACGGGAGAUGGUGCGAGCCCAGAACAAGAAGAAGAAAAAGUCGGGAGGCUUCCAGUCCAUGGGCUUGAGCUACCCCGUGUUCAAAGGCAUCAUGAAGAAGGGAUACAAGGUGCCCACACCCAUCCAGAGGAAGACCAUCCCCGUGAUCCUGGACGGCAAGGACGUGGUGGCCAUGGCCCGCACAGGCAGCGGCAAGACGGCCUGCUUCCUCAUCCCCAUGUUCGAGCGGCUCAAGGCCCGCAGCGCCCAGGCCGGGGCCCGUGCGCUUGUCCUCUCCCCCACCCGCGAGCUGGCGCUGCAGACCAUGAAGUUCACCAAGGAGCUGGGCAAGUUCACCGGCCUCAAGACUGCCCUGAUCCUGGGCGGGGACAAGAUGGAAGACCAGUUUGCGGCCCUGCACGAAAACCCCGACAUAAUCAUUGCCACCCCUGGGCGCUUGGUGCACGUGGCGGUAGAGAUGAGCCUGAAGCUGCAGAGUGUGGAGUACGUGGUAUUCGACGAGGCCGACAGGCUCUUUGAAAUGGGGUUCGCAGAGCAGCUGCAGGAAAUCAUCGCACGCCUCCCUGGGGGCCACCAGACAGUCCUGUUCUCCGCCACACUGCCCAAACUGCUGGUGGAGUUCGCCCGGGCGGGCCUCACGGAGCCAGUGCUCAUCCGGCUGGAUGUGGAUGCCAAGCUCAGCGAGCAGCUCAAGACCUCCUUCUUCCUGGUGCGGGAGGACACCAAGGCCGCCGUGCUGCUCCACCUGCUGCGCGCUGUGGUGCGGCCCCAGGACCAGACAGUGGUGUUUGUGGCCACGAAGCACCACGCCGAGUACCUCAGCGAGCUGCUGACGACCCAGCGGGUGAGCUGCGCCCACAUCUACAGUGCCCUGGACCAGACGGCCCGCAAGAUCAACCUGGCCAGGUUCACGCACGGCAAGUGCUCUGCCCUCAUCGUGACCGACCUGGCGGCCCGGGGCCUGGACAUCCCACUGCUGGACAACGUCAUCAACUACAGCUUCCCUGCCAAGGGCAAGCUCUUCCUGCACCGCGUGGGCCGCGUGGCCCGGGCCGGCCGAAGCGGCACAGCCUACUCCUUGGUGGCCCCAGACGAGGUCCCCUACCUGCUGGACCUGCACCUGUUCCUGGGCCGUGCGCUCACCCUCGCCCGCCCCCACGACGAGCCCUCAGGCGCGCUGGCCAGGGACGGCGUGCUGGGCCGGGUGCCGCAGGGCGUGGUGGACGACGAGGACGGCGGCCUGCGGGCCACGCUGGAGGCCUCGCUGGAGCUGCGUGGCCUGGGCCGCGUGGCCGACAACGCCCAGCAGCAGUACGUGCGCUCGCGGCCCGCGCCCUCCCCGGAGUCCAUCAAGAGGGCCAAGGAGCUGGACCUGGCGGAGCUGGGACUGCACCCCCUCUUCAGCUCGCGCUUCGAGGAGAAGGAGCUGCAGCGGCUGAGGCUGGUGGACAGCAUCAAGAACUACCGCUCGCGGGCGACCAUCUUCGAGAUCAACGCCUCCAGCCGGGACCUGAGCAGCCGGGUGAUGCGUGCCAAGCGUCAGAAGGACCGAAAGGCCAUCGCCAGCUUCCAGCAGGGGCGGCAGGGCCGGCAGGAGGGCCUGCGCAGCCGAGCCCUGGAAUGCCCGGCCCCGCGGGGGCAGCAGCAGCAGCAGGAGGAGGAAGAGGAGGAGGAGGAGGAGGGGGCAGCGUGCGGGGAUGUGGAGGAUGUCUUCACAGAGGUGGUGGGUCGGAAGCGGCAACAGCCAGGGCCUGAUCGGGAAGCCAAGAGGCGGCGGAGGGGUGCCCAGCAGCGGGACCAGGAGUUCUACGUCCCCUACCGGCCCAAGGACUUCGACAGCGAGCGGGGCUUGAGCGUCGGAGACGGGGGCGCCUUCGAGCAGCAGGUGGUGGGCGCUGUCCUGGAUCUGAUGGGGGACGAAAGCCAGAACCUGACCAGGCCCCGGCAGCAGCUCAAGUGGGACCGGAAGAAGAAGCGGUUUGUGGGACAGUCAGGACAGGAGGACAAGAAGAAGAUCAAGACAGAGAGUGGCCGCUACAUCAGCAGCUCCUACAAGCGAGACCUCUACCAGAAGUGGAAGCAAAAACAGAAAAUCGACGAUCGCGACUCUGAAGACGAAGGGCCGGCUCACCAGCGGGCCCCGGGCCGGAGAGGUGGGAAGUGGGGCCGAGGCCCAGGUGCAGCCCAGCCCCGCAGCCCGGGCGCCCCCGCGGGCCACGUGCGCUCCGAGCUGAAGACCAAGCAGCAGAUCCUGAAGCAGCGGCGCCGCGCCCAGAAGAUGCGCUUCCUGCAGCGCGGGGGCCUCAAGCAGCUCUCCGCCCGCAACCGCCGCCGGGCCCAGGAGCUACAGCGGGGCGCCUUCGGCCGGGGGCCCCGCGGCAAGAAGGGCAAGAUGAGGAAGAAGAUGUGACGAGGGACUCGGCCCGCGGUGGGCACUCGCCAGGCGGCCGGGGGCACCCCGUGGGGCUGCAGCCCUGGAGGCGUCACCUGCGCCCCCGAGGGGCAGCCGCGCCUCUGCCUGCGACACUUGGGGGGGCCUUGCCCGUGUUGGGGGGCUACAGCACGCCCCGCGGGCCGAGGCCGGAGGCGGGAAUUCGCGGCUGCUCCCCUGCAUUCCAGCAGUCACCGCUGAACCCCGGUGCCUCGGCCCGUGAUGUAUUUAUAAUGUAAUAAACCUUCAUUGAGCACAUCUCGGCGGGAGCGCAGCCCGCUCGGGUCUGGAGCCGGGCCGCUGGCGCCUCUGAGGGAGGCUCGUGCCAUCCCGCCCGGCCCGCCGCGGGCUCUGCUGGCGUCUCCAUUUUACAGACGAGGGAAAUGAGACCACGGCCAGUCAGUGGCCUGAGGCAGGCAAGUCAGAAGCUGGUGGCCAGCGCCCCAGCCUCCUGCCAGGACCGCCGGCAGCUGGAAUGGGCUGGGGGCUGGAGAUCCCCGGUGAGGGCACAGCGACGCCCCUCGGGCUCCGAGGGCUAGCUCUGCCCCACUGCACACCGACGCCACAGUCCUGUGCUCCCCGGCCCUGUUUGGGGUCCUGGAGGUCGAGGGCAAGCCCCGGAAGACUGACUUGGUCUUCGGUUCUGUAUUCACAGAUUCGACCAACCUUGGAUGUCGGUUGGUUGAAUCUGAGGAUUUGGGCCUGUGGAUACGUAAGUUCUGCCUGGCCUUCGGGUGCCCGGGGGUCGUCAUGUGCCUCGUGUACACCCCAUAACAGUCCGGGUGGGGAAAAAAGUUCAUGGAGAGCCACACAACCCUCACCCCAAAGAUGUGGCUGCUCUCCCGGGGAUAGGACCCCCAAGGGACCCCCUUCCCCGCUGCUCACCUGCGGCAGGGCUAGGAGUGGGGGGUGGCGGGCUCAGCCUGAGCGAGGCUGGCCAGCAUGGAGCUGAGGUCCUGGAUGAACAGCUUCACCUGGGGAGUCACGACAAGACCAGGGUGGCAGCGGGCCCUGCCCCUGCCAGGCACCUGCCUGGCACCGGCAGCCUGUGGAGCAGCUGUGCCCAGGGGCAGAGGACCCAGCCUACACCCCUCUGGGUUUUAAAGCCUCGGUCCUACCUCCCCGACAACCCGCAGCAGGCGUUUUGUGGCUCGCACUCACCUGUGCAAUAAUUAAAUUAGUAUUUUUCGUUU
Condylura cristata (star-nosed mole) is the source of this 3878-nucleotide messenger RNA. RefSeq names its product DEAD (Asp-Glu-Ala-Asp) box polypeptide 54 (gene DDX54). Lineage: Eukaryota; Metazoa; Chordata; Mammalia; Eulipotyphla; Talpidae. Gene Ontology annotation, molecular function: ATP binding; RNA helicase activity; RNA binding. The coding region runs from base 13 to 2664 and encodes 883 amino acids. Gene Ontology annotation, cellular component: nucleus. The transcript has 20 exons. The record is from RefSeq and is a predicted model, not a curated record.